Messenger RNA from Teleopsis dalmanni, 1257 nucleotides. Its product is annotated as 28S ribosomal protein S29, mitochondrial-like. Gene Ontology annotation, cellular component: mitochondrial small ribosomal subunit; mitochondrial ribosome. Gene Ontology annotation, molecular function: structural constituent of ribosome. NCBI's taxonomy places the organism in Eukaryota, Metazoa, Arthropoda, Insecta, Diptera, Diopsidae. The transcript has 2 exons. The record is from RefSeq and is a predicted model, not a curated record. Bases 45 to 1211 code for a protein of 388 amino acids. Gene Ontology annotation, biological process: apoptotic process.
UUUACUCAAUUUAGGCACGCUUUGUAUAAAUAAAUGAAUUAAAAAUGUUUGCAGUUCACUUGAAGAAAUGUUUGCAGUAUCCAAAAAUAUCAAAAAAUAUGUUUUGCACAGUCGCAGCACUAGAGCGGAAUGGUAUCGCACUUGUACCGACAGAUUACCGCACAACACAAAGUAAAAUAGAUGCACAUUCUGAUGUACAUAUUGGGAAAUUUUAUACAAUUCCACCAGAAGAUAAAAAGCAAUUAUUUAGUGGAGGCGGUUUUCCUCGAAAAUUCGAAGAACAAGUUAAAACAUUUGCAGAAUCAUGUUUGCUAGUACGUUCACCUGCGCUAGAAAUAAUAAAUUAUAUUAAACGUUCUGACUUAAGUCGCCCAACUGUUCGUUAUGUGGUUUAUGGUGACAACGGCGCUGGAAAGACAUUGACCUUGGCACAUGUCUUACACUAUGGUUUGCAAAAUGAUUUUCUACUUGUACAUGUGCCGUGGGUACCGAAUUGGAUGAAACGUCCUAAAGAAGUUUCUAAUAUACCAGAACGUGAAGGUUAUGUAGACUUACCAUUUGAUGCGGCUGCUUGGUUAAAACACUUUAAAACACAAAAUUCUACGCUACUACCUAAAUUAAAACUUACGACAUCUAAAGAAUAUGUCUGGAGCAAACGUGAAACAACACCAGCUGGUUCAAGUAUAACUGAGUUGGUUGAACAUGGUAUUACACGCAUUAAAUUUGCUUCAGAAACUAUUGCUGCGUUAUUAUCUGAAAUUAAACAACAUGCUACAGCUGGACAAUGUAAAGUGAUGGUUGCAAUUGAUGGAUUCAAUGCAUUUUUUCAUCCAGAAACUCGUAUUUUGGGUGAUAAUAAACAAAUCAUAACACCAGACCGUGUUUCAUUGACACAACCAUUUGUAGAUAUAGCUAAUUAUAAUUGGACAAAUGGUGUUUGUAUUGUAACUGUUGAUAAAAUUGCAAUGACAGAAGGUUAUAUGGAUUCUUAUCUGCCACGAUAUUUGUUGGGUAAAGAUGGUUUUGAAUGCUUAGAUCCGUUUAUACCAAUACAUGUUGGUAAUUACACCGAAAAAGAGUUUGCGAGUUGUAUUAAUUACUAUUUGGAUCGACAUUGGAUACAAAAAGCACCCCAAGGAUUUGACGAACAAUUAAAGUUUUUAAGUAAUAAAAAUCCAUACUAUUUAAUGCAUCUCACAAGAUCUUUAUAAAUUCGCAAUAACUGUUGCCUAAAUAAACAUUGAAAAUAAUAAAUAA